Molecule: messenger RNA, 1835 nt
Organism: Brachypodium distachyon (stiff brome)
Lineage: Eukaryota; Viridiplantae; Streptophyta; Magnoliopsida; Poales; Poaceae
Product: synaptotagmin-5
Exons: 10
Coding region: 137-1630 (497 amino acids)
Cellular component (GO): endoplasmic reticulum
Molecular function (GO): lipid binding
Source: RefSeq, a predicted model, not a curated record
AUUGCACGCGAAAAACCCGCCCCCAAACGGAGCGUUAGCCGCGGGCGACAGAAGAAUUUGUUUGGAUCGAGGAUCGAUCCCACAAUUUUUCCUUCCCCUGUCUCGCACCCAAUCCACAGGUGAUAGAGGGGAGAAAAUGGGGUUCAUAUCGGGAAUCAUGAUGGGGAUCAUCGUCGGCGUCGCCCUCAUCGCCGGCUGGGCGCACACCAUGGCUCGCCGCGCCGCCAAGCGCAGUGCCAAGGCUGCCGAUAUCAAUUCGCUUGGAUCUCUCGAUCGUGAGGAUGUGAAGAAAAUAUGUGGAGACAAUAUUCCUGAAUGGAUUUCUUUCCCAGAGUAUGACCAGGUUAAAUGGCUCAACCGACUACUGAGCAAGCUUUGGCCCUUUGUCGAGGAGGCAGCAACCAUGGUCAUCAGGGACUCUGUCGAGCCGAUACUCGACGAUUAUCGACCAGCAGGGAUAUCCUCACUCAAGUUUAGCAGGCUCUCGCUUGGGACGGUUCCACCAAAAAUUGAAGGCAUUCGGGUUCAGAGCUUCAAGAAAGGACAAAUCACAAUGGACAUUGACUUCAAGUGGGGCGGGGAUCCGAAUAUAAUCCUUGCAGUUGACACUCUGGUUGCUUCCCUUCCCAUUCAGUUCAAGAACCUUCAGGUGUUCACCAUCAUCCGCACGGUCUUCCAAUUGUCUGACGAGAUACCUUGCAUCUCCGCUGUUGUUGUUGCUCUUCUGGCAGAGCCAAAACCAAGAAUCGAUUACACACUGAAGGCGGUGGGCGGAAGCCUGACGGCGAUGCCCGGACUUUCGGACAUGAUCGACGACACGGUGGCAUCCUUGAUCACUGACAUGCUCCAGUGGCCGCACAGAAUCGUGGUUCCACUGGGCGGGGUUGACGUCGACAUAAGUGAUCUGGAGCUGAAGCCGCAGGGGAAGGUGACGGUGACGGUGGUGCGCGGAGAGUCGCUCAAGAACAAGGAGCUGAUCGGCAAGUCGGACCCUUACGUGGUGCUCUUCAUACGCCCCAUGUUCAAGGAGAAGACCCGGGUCAUCGACGACAACCUCAAUCCGGAGUGGAACGAGACGUUCGAGCUCAUCGCCGAGGACAAGGAGACGCAGCAUGUGAUCCUUGAGGUGUUCGACGAGGACAAUCUGAAGCAAGACAAGAGGCUGGGCAUCGCCAAGCUGCCCCUGAGCGACCUUGAAGUGGGCACCGUGCAGGAGAUCAACGUGCAGCUGCUGCCGUCCCUGGACACCAAGGUCAAGGACAAGAAGGACAGAGGCGCGCUUAUCCUCAAGGUGCUGUACCACCCGUUCACCAAGGAGGAGGCGCUCGAGGCGCUGGAGAUGGAGAAGAAGACGGUGGAGGAGCGGCGGAAGGCGAGGGAGGGCACGGCUGCCGUCAGCGGCGCGGCGGAGGCGGGCGGCGGCGUGGCGUCCACGGUGACCAACGUGCAGCCCGGCCCGGCGGGCGUCGGCCCGGGCGGGCCCGGGCCGGGCGCUGGGCAUGUGGGCACGGGCAUCGGCGCGUUCGGCACCAGCAUCACCAAGGCCGGCAAGUUCGUGGGCCGGACCGUCACGGGGCCAUUCAGCAGCGCCAGGCGCAGCGGGAGCACCGUGCCCACGAUCGACGAGUAACUAACGCAACUCUGUCUGUCAGCGUAGCUUGAUUUACCGUUCGCGUAUAUCCUUUCCUACUACUGUACUGUUAGUGGAGGAUGCUCAGUACGGAGUAUUAGUUAUUUGUCGCUAUAUUUUUUGCUCUUUCUUUUCUUGGAAUAUAUAUAUACCAUACCAUGCAUGAUUAAUUGUCGUUGCGUGUGAUUUAAUUUUGACAAUACUA